AUGGCUCCGUCGCCUCCGCGUGUUGCGCGAACUUCGGUGUAUCCGCCCCUCGACUUCAGUUCUUUAUCCUGGAUUUUCAUCGGCGACAAAGACUUGGCCAAGAACCUGCCUCUGCUCCGCCAGCGCCACAUUUCCUACAUCAUCAACUGCACGCCGGAAGUCGCGAGCGGCGGCGUCCCGAACUACCACGUCCAUUCGCGUCACGCGGCUCUGGGCCUUUCGCGGGCCUCGAGCGCCGGUCGCCUCUCGCCUCCACAUGGCGACGCAAAUCCCGGCGGGGCCUUCCCGCUCCGGCCCCUGGAGUACCAUCGCUUGGACAUGGUAGACAACGCGACGGAGAAACUCUCUCGCCACUUUGAACGCUUCUGGGCGCUGAUGGAGCGCGUGCGGAUCCGGGAAAGCGGGAACGUCUUGGUCCACUGCAACCAGGGCGUCUCCCGCUCCGUCGCGAUGGUCUCUUCCUACCUGAUUCGCUUCUUCAAGAUGACCGCCGACGACGCGGUCGCCCUCAUCCAAAUCAACCGGCCGGUUGCCAAGCCGAACGACGCGUUCAUGCGGCAGCUGCGCGAACUCGACGCCGAGCUCCGAGCGUCGGGCGCGUACCCGCCGAAUGCAGUCGCCUUCUCGCUAGCCGACGCCAGACACGACCAAGAAUCCCUCCUCGCGCACGAGCGUCACCUGGCUUCCUGCCGCCGCGCCUUCGCCGCCAUGGAGUCUGCGCAGGCGGUCGCAGCUGCCUCCAACCGACGGGUCAUCGGCCCCGCCCGGCCCCAGGCAGGCCCCGAGUGGGAUCGGUCGCCUCCCCGGGGCGGGGUCGUUGGACCCGCGUUGCCGCCGCAUCUCCAGACUCGAGGAGACUCCGGCGGCGCGGCGGAAGAGGUGGGCGGAGCGACCAAGAAGGCGUCGAACGGCCUUGAGAAGGCUGAAGGAGACGGGGGCGAAGAAGAGAAAGAGAAAGAGAGAGACACGGGAGACGCGAGUGGAGAACGGACAGAGGGUGUGGCGAUCGGGCCGCAGUUCCCGGCGCAGGUCGGAAGGGACGAGGAGAGGCGCGGAAACAGCGGAGACGAGAACGCGGAAAAGUCUUUGGAAGCGAGCGGGAGCCACGAAGGCGAAGCUUUUUCUCGUCGAGAUAAGGACGCGGAAGAAGCCGGAGAAAGCGCGCGUCAGCUGCGCUCUCACCGGUCUCUCCCUGAGCAGCGAGAGGCGAGUGGGGCGGGUAGCCAGUGCGACGGGGUCGCGGGGAGUUGCGCAGCCGAGGCUGAGCGGGGUAAAGUCACAGAGGCUGUCCCAGGAGGCGAGGCAGCGACAGGGCGGCACGACUUCUCCGGGGAGCCUGCUGGUGGCGGCGAGAAGGACGGGAAGGCCGAGAGGGAAGACAAGGCGGCUCAGGAGCAGCGACGCGCGCGAGGUUGGCCAGUGGAGGAGAGAGAGCACAGGACUUUGAACGGGUCUCGCUCGGAGGCUGGAGUCGAUCUCGGAGGCGGAGAAGACGCAAGGGAGCGAGGCGACGAGGACACAGUUCGAACGGAAGAAGACGGGGAGAAGGGUGAACAGAAGAGGGGAAGCCGAGACGACAUGCAGACGGACAGAGUUCGCGGCAGAGGGAGGGAUUUCCAGGGGGCUUCGGUGAAAGGAGACAGCGUGCAUUCGACGCGGUCAAGGUCGCCGUCUGUCGCCACAGCCUCCCGUUCCUCGCGUUCUCCUUCCUUCCAUCGGCCUCCCAAUUCUGACCUAAGAGCCCGUCUCAAGACUCCCUGGGUCCCACCGCCGCUCUCAGGGACGCUCUCCAGCAAGCGCCGCGACUCGUGCUCUCCGUCCUCGACUGCGAGCUCCUCGGCCUCUAGGAUUUCAGAUGGUCGGGCAUCAAAGGAGACGCACGGUCGGUGCGAGUCUGUGGGCCCGUCGCGUCCGUCUGCAGCUUUCUCGUCGCGUGCACCCGAGUCUGCAGUGGCGAGUUGUGCGCCUCCGCCGCUGAGAUGGCGAAGAGAGACAGAGCGGUCGCGUUCUCGCGGAUCGUCUCCAAGUUGCCGGCGGCCUCUCGGUUCAGAGACCUCCCGCGACAUCGCAGAUCAAAAGGACAGAACUGCGUCUUCAUGGUCUUCCCGGUCAGCCUCAGACGACGAAGUCGCGUUUGUUGGCGAGCGGAAGCCGUCCCCGUCUGGAGGAGGGGCUGCGCGCGGGCCUUCUGAUCGUGUGUCGGUCGACAGUGAGGGGGAACGACGACGAAAAGCUGCAAGGCUCCGCAGCCCCGUAAGCGUGGACAGCAGGAGUCAAAGCGCAGAGAGAAGCGACAAGUGCAUGUACGCCUCGCCUUCGUCGUCUCCGUCGCCCGACAGAUAUGCACGCGGGCAGUCCAGGCCAGAGGCGAGGCGACGCAGUCGUGGAGAACACGAGAGAGACGGACACCCAUUUCUCGAGCGUUCCUACCGCUCUGGAAGCAGUGCUAGCAGUCGAACGAGCUCUCCUGGUGCUUGGGGACGGCGAGGAGCGAGUCCUGUGCGACACGGCGGGGGCGAGAGAGCGAGGCGAAGGCGCUCCUCUUUCCACAGUGGCAGUGACGACGAUCUGCCUACACGAAAUGGCCAGAGAAACGGGACGCCCUCGCAGCAGUGGAAGGCUUUUCGACGCGGGGCAGACUCGCCGCGGUCUGCGUACCGUCGUGAGAAAUCCUGUUCCAGCGAGCGAGGAGACAGAUACAGCGGAGUCGCUGCCGGGCGGAGCUGGACGCCGAGGUCGGGAUGUGGAGAUGCACGACCUGUGAGAAGCGAAGCGGAGAGAAAAGGAAAAUACCCCCACCGCGUCGCCCAGGAUGUUGACUCGAGCCGGGAGAGCAGAUCAAGAAGCGCGAGUCGGAGCUUCUCUGGCGAGAGAAGGCGCAGAAGGGCGGCCGCUGGAGCCAGGUACUGCGACAGCCCUCGGCGGCCCGUAUGGAGGCGGGGAGGAAAAGUGUGUGGUCAGAGGGUCUGA
Molecule: messenger RNA, 2970 nt
Organism: Neospora caninum
Lineage: Eukaryota; Apicomplexa; Conoidasida; Eucoccidiorida; Sarcocystidae
Product: putative dual specificity protein phosphatase, catalytic domain-containing protein
Exons: 1
Coding region: 1-2970 (989 amino acids)
Biological process (GO): protein dephosphorylation
Cellular component (GO): cytoplasm
Molecular function (GO): protein tyrosine/serine/threonine phosphatase activity
Source: RefSeq, a predicted model, not a curated record